Molecule: messenger RNA, 1937 nt
Organism: Sitophilus oryzae (rice weevil)
Lineage: Eukaryota; Metazoa; Arthropoda; Insecta; Coleoptera; Curculionidae
Exons: 3
Coding region: 245-1771 (508 amino acids)
Biological process (GO): multicellular organism development; proteasome-mediated ubiquitin-dependent protein catabolic process
Cellular component (GO): cytoplasm
Molecular function (GO): ubiquitin conjugating enzyme binding; ubiquitin protein ligase activity; zinc ion binding
Source: RefSeq, a predicted model, not a curated record
AUUGUAAAAAAGGUAAUGUUAAAUUGUAGUGAACUGUUAAAUUCUAAAAGGUGUUUUGCCCAUUUAAUCGGGUCUUUUCUAUUAUAAACUCUCGGUCAGAAAAUUACAUUUCCGAAUUUGCUAUUAUUUUGUGGGAGAUACAAAAAUUAAAAUUAUUUAUGUGUCUAAUUAAUUGUGAUAUUUUUUUGUGUAUAAUAUUCUAAAAAACUAAUUCCCUGGUUAUUUUUAACGUCGGUGAUCUAAAAUGGAAGAAUCGCUCGUUUCUGCGGAUCUAUUGGAUAAACUCCGUUGCCAUUUGUGCAAUCUAUAUCUAUCAGUAUUUCCUAUUUAUAUAAACGAUAAAGGAAACGAGUUUAUUUGUGGUCGAUGCAACGUACAACAUGAAGAUAAAUAUAUUCGAGAUGGGAGUUACGAAGAUAUAGCACAAUAUAUUAUUUUUCCGUGCGCUCAUUCUGUCAAUGGUUGCAAACAACAAAUGUGCCCUCAAAAAUUAGCUCUCCACGAACUUUGUUGCGCAUUUAGAAAGCUUGACUGUCCAAAUCGUAGUUAUUCAGAUUGUGUAUGGAAGGGUUCCAUCAAUAAGCUAAGAGACCACUUCGAAAACUCCCAUAGAGCGCUUUUUAUCAACGAUGGCAAAUUUGAGAUAAAUUUUAAUAACAGUUUAAGGGAAUAUCUUCUGUUCUUCACUGAAAAUGAAUUAUUUCUUGUUAAAAAAGAAAUAGAUUCUAUAAAUGGUAUAUUUAGUUGUUCCGUCAAACAUGUUAUACAAAUUGAAGAUUCCAAAAAAUAUAAUUAUUCUUUGAGAAUUGAAACUGCAAAUCAAUUUUUCAAUUUUCACGAAUGUUCAAAGCGAACUGUGUCAAUUGCCAAUGAAGAGAAAAUUUCAUUUUCCAAUGAGUUUAUAAAUGAACAACUGAGUUAUCCUGAAACUAUCAUUAUCAAUGUGAUCAUUGAUGAAAUGGAAAUUCAAAAAAGUCAAAUCGCUAACAUACCUAAAAUCGAAGAUUCUAAUACGAAUUUGGCAAUUUUCAAUGAACUGGAAUGUCCUAUUUGUUACGAGUACAUGUUACCUCCUAUUUUUCAAUGCCUUAGUGGUCAUAGCAUCUGUAAUAUAUGUAAACCUAAGAUUGUCUUUUGCAGUAUUUGCAAGGGAAAUAUAAAAUAUACUCGAAAUUUUACAUUGGAAAAUUUGGUAACUCAGUUAUCUUAUCCCUGUAAAUACUCUAAAGUUGGUUGUCCCAUAGCUUUAAAAGCCGGAAGUAUUGAGCAACAUCAAGACUUAUGUGAAUUUGGUUCGUAUGAGUGUCCACUUGCCAAAAUGGAAAACUGUAUUAAAAAGCUUAAUAAAAAUGAAAUCAACAGACACAUCGAAACUGAGCAUGAAUCGUAUUUGUUAAAAUUCAAUAAAGUGAAUGUAACUCUUAAUAUGCUCAAUGAUGGCAGAUACAGGGAAUAUUACAUAAUAAAGUUUGAUAAAAAGCUAUUCAAGCUUUGUUUCGCAUAUUUUGAUUUUACAUUUUUUUGGGCCAUACAAUUAAUUUACCCAUCAGAAGAUUAUAUAAAAUAUCAACUUGAAAUAGAUAUUAUAGAUAAUUCUGGAAAUAACCUGCGGGCAUAUGCAAGACGGCCAUGUAUGCCAUACACCAAAACUGAAAAUUUCUUUGAAGUGAAAGGCACCUAUAUUAUGUUUUUAUAUGAGCAAAUUAACGAUUUUCUGACAGAUAAGACAUUAUCAUACCAAGCUAGAGUUGUUAAUGGCACUAUGAUGUAAUUUAUAAUUUUAAACUUUCAUUAGUUUAUUAUGAAUUAUAUUAUACAGAUUUUCACAUUUGAUUGUUUUGUAUGUUAAGUUUGAUGUAAAAUACAUUUAUAUAUUAUGUUAAAAAUUCACUAUACAUAAAAUAGUAGGUAGAUAAAAAUAAAAAAUAUAGCUAUUU